Messenger RNA from Amoebophrya sp. A120, 203 nucleotides. The record is from the annotation of a GenBank genome assembly. NCBI's taxonomy places the organism in Eukaryota, Dinophyceae, Syndiniales, Amoebophryaceae.
GCUUACCGCCGGCUCAUGGCGCUUGCCUUGGGUGGACGAAGUGGCGCGCCGCAAUGCUCGCGCGCUUGCGCAAUUGAACCUGUUCAGCCCCUCCCCCGGGGCCGUGGAGCAAGCGCUCCUUCUUCACACGGAGCUGCUUUGGUUUGCGGUGUGCCCUGUAGUGGCCGCUCUUGUUUUUGUCCUGUCUCAACAUCACGUCGCGG